AUGAUACUUAUUGGAGUCGGGAUAACGGGAUUCGUUAUAGCAUUUACUGAUUUAUCGGUAAAGCCGGUAACCACUCCUAUGAAUGUAUGCAACGGAGACGAGCAGUGGUGGACUCGUAUGUAUGAUCUCCUCUGUUAUGAUGUGAUCGGAAAUCGGGUCCAAAUUUCUGACCAAAAAUUGGCCGCAAUUCACAAGAAAUGUGUUGACGACAGACAUAGCCUCAGUUAUGGCUUACAUAAAAGAGACGACGACAGCUAUCCGGACGAUCACCACAACGACCCGAUCCUCAGCUGCACUAACGCUAAGAUUGAGUCACAGAGAGAUCUAUUGAACGCUUUUUGUGAUGCAAAAAUAUUUUCCUGUAUUAAACAAAAGCCAUUAUUUGAUUCAGUAUUGGAUUCCGGCAGCGAUUCAACGGCUUUGAAACAACAACUUGUCAAUUAA
Molecule: messenger RNA, 444 nt
Organism: Medioppia subpectinata
Lineage: Eukaryota; Metazoa; Arthropoda; Arachnida; Sarcoptiformes; Oppiidae
Source: the annotation of a GenBank genome assembly